Rotaria socialis is the source of this 252-nucleotide messenger RNA. Lineage: Eukaryota; Metazoa; Rotifera; Eurotatoria; Philodinida; Philodinidae. The record is from the annotation of a GenBank genome assembly.
AUGACCACUGCUAUGCGAGUUGACCAUUUUCUGACGCAAUACUGCUGUAUUCAAACAAAGGAUCUCACAAAAACAAAAGUAACUUUGCUUCACGAUUUUAAAGUUCAUGAAGAGCAACUUUAUGAGAUGCUCAUGUACUUACGGAAUUUAUUUGGAGAUAUAAUGAAGGAAAAUAUCGACAAAAAUAAUCUUACCGCUUUGCUUGUAAAAAUGCUUAGUGGAUUUAAGCCAAUUGGAUAUAAUCAAGCGUAA